Messenger RNA from Emiliania huxleyi CCMP1516, 399 nucleotides. RefSeq names its product methionine sulfoxide reductase. The transcript has 2 exons. Gene Ontology annotation, biological process: protein repair; response to oxidative stress. Lineage: Eukaryota; Haptophyta; Isochrysidales; Noelaerhabdaceae. The record is from RefSeq and is a predicted model, not a curated record. The annotation marks the transcript as partial. Gene Ontology annotation, cellular component: cytoplasm. Gene Ontology annotation, molecular function: peptide-methionine (R)-S-oxide reductase activity.
GUGCAGCGAUCGGAGCGCGAGUGGGCCUACGUGCUGAGCGGCGAACAGUACUACAUUCUGCGCAAGGGCGGGACCGAGCAGCCGAAUACGUCGCCGCUCUACAAGGAGAAGCGUGCCGGCACGUACCACUGCGCUGCCUGCGACUCGGCGCUCUUCAGCAGCGUCGACAAGUUCAACUCUGGGACGGGAUGGCCGAGCUUCGCGACUUCACUCCCCGCCGUCGAGGUCUUGAAGAACAAUCCCGUCCUAGCCGCCGUCGGGGGCACAGAGGUCCGCUGCGGGACCUGCGGCGGCCACCUCGGCGACGUCUUCGCCGACGGGUUCUUGUUCCCUGGCACACGCGCCGCGGAGAGCGGCAAACGCUUCUGCAUCGACGGCGGCGCCCUGGUGUUCCGAGCC